AUGGAGACAAUUUCAAGUUCUUCCAGGCUGGAUUUUAAAAAUUUAGUAGUGUCAACUAAAGCAAAGGUGCUAAUGAGGGAUGUCUCUGGAUCGGCAUGUAGUGGCGAUCUGUUAGCUAUUAUGGGACCUACAGGCGCUGGGAAAACUACUCUUCUCAAUGUUUUGGCGGGAAGAAUACCAUUUGACUCUGGAACAAUCAAUCUGAAUGGACAACCCUUUAACAAAACACAGAGGCGUCGUCUUGGUUAUGUACUACAGGAUGAUAUAUUUUUAUCUAAUCUGACACUUUGGGAAACACUUUAUUUUACAGCAAUGAUACGGAUACCAGACCAAGUUCCACAACAGGAAAAGAUUGAAAAGAUCUAUAGAAUUGUCGAUUCCCUUGGCCUAAGGAAGUGUCUACAUACAGCUGUUGGUGAUAUUUUCAGUCGUGGUCUUUCUGGAGGAGAGAGAAAAAGAGCGAACAUUGGCUGUGAGCUUCUUACAGAUCCAGAUAUUCUUCUUAUAGACGAACCUACAUCCGGUCUAGACUCCAGUACAGCACAUUCUUUGAUGAAACAGCUGAAGGAUUAUGCUACACAAUGUAACAAAACAAUUGUGGCUACCAUUCACCAACCCUCCAGUCAAGUUUUCCACAUGUUUUCCACACUGUUACUGCUUAUGGAAGGAAAGAUGGCAUACUUUGGUUUAGCCAGCAAGGUUACAGAACAUUUCGCUAGACUAGGAAUGCCUUGUAAUCAACAUUACAAUCCAGCUGACUUUCUUUUAGAGAUUCUGACUCCUGAUAUAAGCUCGAAGUUAGAAGAAGAGAACACUGGUAAAAUUCAAAUUCUGCUCGGGAAGGAAGAAAGCUCAUGUUCGCCUUACAAGAUAAACGGAUCUAAUGUCAAAAAAAUUACGAAAGAUCGCAGGCAUGAAGAUGUGGAACUCGUGUUAGUUAAACCAUUAUCUGAGGACAUUGUGGUGGAGAAAAGUAUCAUUGGUGAAGGGGAGACAACCCGACGGUGGAGCACUUCAAUUUGGACUCAGUUUAAAAUGCUCAACUGGAGGUCAUACAAGCAAUCGAAAGGAAGAAUAUUCGAAAAGUUUGACCUCCUACAAGCUGCUUUCAUAGCAUCCUUUGCCAGCAUUUUAUUCUUUCAAAUCGAUGAUUCGAUCAACACCGUCCGAGAUCGAAUGGGUUUGGUGACUAUUUCGUUGAUUUAUUGGUCCUUUCAAAUGCUCAUUACAACGCUUUUAGGAUUUACUGGUGAGCGUGCUGUUGUCAGUAAGGACCGGGCUGCCGGGGCGUACCGAUUGUCAGCUUACUACCUCGCUAAAAUCACCAGUGAGAUGCCUCUCCUGCUUUCAGUACCUUUUGUGUUUAACACUGCUGUGUACUGGUUGGCUGGUUUGGGAGGGGUGGACGGCUACUUCGUAUACCUGGGGAUUGGAACGCUUAACUGUCUAAUGAUGCAGAGUUUGGCGCAUAACCUUGGCGUUCUGAUCAAGAACGUCAAACUGAGCAUGAUGGCGGGAAAUGUUAUCAUAUUAGGCGGGCUAUUACUAGGAGGAUUUCUUAAUAUCAAUCCGCCUGACUGGCUAAAGUGGGUGAAGUACAUCACACUGGUUCACUACCCUUACUCUGCCAUAAUGACUUAUAUACUAAAGGAUAUGGAUGACGUUUGGUGUAACCAAACAAGUCCAGAUUUCUAUUCUCAGUGCGGAAAUAACACGACCGAUGUACUGACGUCACGUGAUGUAUUAAUGGGGAUUGGUGUGGAGCUCCCUAUAUAUUGUUAUAUUAUGACAAUAGUAAUUGUCACAUCGUUGUUUUAUAUUCUUGGCUAUUACUCAUUGAAAUUAAAACGGGUAUGA
Messenger RNA from Ylistrum balloti, 1857 nucleotides. RefSeq lists its product as uncharacterized. NCBI's taxonomy places the organism in Eukaryota, Metazoa, Mollusca, Bivalvia, Pectinida, Pectinidae. Gene Ontology annotation, cellular component: plasma membrane. Gene Ontology annotation, molecular function: ATP hydrolysis activity; ATP binding; ABC-type transporter activity. The transcript is spliced from 14 exons. The record is from RefSeq and is a predicted model, not a curated record. Bases 1 to 1857 code for a protein of 618 amino acids.